Molecule: messenger RNA, 4438 nt
Organism: Fundulus heteroclitus (mummichog)
Lineage: Eukaryota; Metazoa; Chordata; Actinopteri; Cyprinodontiformes; Fundulidae
Gene: ankle1
Product: ankyrin repeat and LEM domain containing 1
Exons: 9
Coding region: 349-3756 (1135 amino acids)
Molecular function (GO): endonuclease activity; protein binding
Source: RefSeq, a predicted model, not a curated record
AGCCGAGGGGCGGGACUUCCGCCUUGUUGUUUGGAGGGAAGUUUAAGCAUCAAAACACGUAGCUUCACCGGAGCUGCGGAUAGGCUCUCACUUUGGCAUUUUUCAGGAUUUAAAACAUUCGUGGACAUUUAGUUAAAGAACAACGGAUUAAAUAAAUCUGUCGGCUAAUUGCAUAAAAAUGUAGUCCGACAUGUGUGGGCGGCGUGCAGUUGCUUCUGCAGAAUUUGCUCUGUUAGCUAACAUCGGCUGCAUGUUCUCCACAGCUUUCGGAUUGAUUUCACCAUGAGCUAAACUAAAAAAAAGAGACUGCAAGUAAGUUGGCAUAGCUUUGCGCGAACAUCGAUCACCAUGGAUGGCACCAGGAGGAGGCUGGCGAGUCAGCUGUGCGCCGCGGUGAACAACGGAGAUCCCAGAUCUGUGCAGCUGCUCCUAUCUAAGGGCGCAAGCCCUAACCUGGUGGGAAGAAAAGGUGUGGCAGCGAUACACUUGGCCGUCGGUAGGGAAACGGAGAAGAACAUGCGCUGCUUGAAAAUGUUGCUGCAGCAUGAAGCUGACCCCAAUAUCAGGUCUUCUGAGGGUCUAACUCCUCUUCAUGUUGCUGCUAUUUGGGGAUGUUGUCAAAAUCUCAAGGUGCUCCUAACGAAUGGAGGGAACCCACAUAUGAAAGAUAAUGAAGGGAACACACCGGCCAAGCUCGCAGAGCAACAUGACAAUAAAAGAUGUGCCCGUCUUCUUCAACAAUACCAGUUCAGCUCAGCUGACACGGAAGAGGAGGAGGACUUCCCUCAUUAUCAGUACUCUGUGUGCUCAGACCAGACUGACAUGUCCGGCUAUCCUGAAUCCGACUGCAGCUUCAGUUCCAGUCACGUCGGACUUAGCAGCACGAGGCUUUCAUCCCUUUUCAACUUGUCUAACAUCAACGGAGGACCAAGUUGCAGGGGGGUAUCGUUUGCCGGACCUUCUGUCCUAUCAAGCACUCGCAUUUCUGCAGCAAGACCUGCAGCUCCAAAAGAGGAGGUUUCAUGUUUUGAGGAAGCGUUAAUUACAAAGGAUAAUGAACAGGCAGCUCCUGACAAUGGUGUUAUAUCUCCUUCCAGAAUGAAUGCUCCUCCCGAGUUUUUCUCCAGGCGAGCAAGUCGGAAGAGUGUUAGCUUCCUAAAUGUAGAUGAAUAUUUUCCUGUUUUCAGCCCCAAAUCCCCCCCCGAGCAAAGCAGUGAAAUCAUCCAGUGCCCGGACGCGUUACCGUUCGACAUGGCUGAAUACCCCGACUUUCUAGACUCAGAUCGCAUGGCCAGCGUUUUGCCACAGCAGGGGAUCGACGUGACAUCGCCGGACCAUGUGUUCGUCUUCUGUAGGGACAGCAGUGAAAGCACAGAGGAGGACUUGGAGAAAACGGUCAUCGGUCACAUUUCUCUCAAACUGGAUGAUGAUGAACCGGAAGGGCAGAACAACAAUACCAGAGAACCUCCGGUGAAUCCUUCUGAACGACAGGAGCAGGCCCAUUUGGCCAGUAGCAGCAGCGGGACUAGUGGCAGUCAUUACAGUAGCUGCGAGAGUGACCACUACACCAGCUGUCUGGAUCCUCCUGUACCCCCAGAACAGCCUGUAUUCCCUCCAGUGGAGGGCCCUCAAUCGGACAAAAGGACCAAACUGGAUUCUACAGAGUCUGAGAAUGAACUUUUAAAGGGAGAUGACAUUGUUCAAGCAGAACCAAAGACAGACUCAAAACCUGAAACCACAGAGCCUUUAUCAGACUUGUUUGAUAAACUGACCAUGGCUGAAGAACAAAAGGUUUCGGGAGCUUGUAGUGGUUCUUUUUCAAGUGCUGCAAAACAACUACAUGUGGUCAGACAAGAUGGUGAGGUAUCAGAGGAAACCAGUGCACUCAAAUUCACACCCAGCCCCUUUGUGACCGGCAGGACGCGGUCUAGAUUGAGCCGCUGCUCGAUGAGAACGAGCAGAACCCCGGAGAGCCUGUCAAUGGCUUCCUUGUUUGAGGAUACGCUGCCGAUGCCAGUUCGGACAAUCCGGCAGACGCCCAGGUCUCAUGGCAGCGGACGUUGUUUCAACUCACCUUAUACUCCUGGUUACGCGACAGAGUCUUCGGAGAGAUGCGCCGAAGGAGAUUCGCUACCCGAGGAGAGCCAGGACACGCAGUCCGGCACCCUUAGCGGUCCAAGCGCCAGUAACAGCCAAGCUGAUACUCUCAUUCUGCACAAGAGCCUAUCUGACUCUGCUGAGUCACAGUCACAGUCUUUGGAUGACACCGUCGUGUUAGAAAAGAACCAGGACAACUCGAUUGACGCUUAUGUAAGAAAUCUGGCUGAGAUCAUCCGCGCCGUCAGAGGACAGAACCGAGAUCUUUCUGAAGACGGAGAAAUGACGGAUGACCUGGCUAGUUCGAACGAGGCAAAAGCAGAAGACCCGACAGCUGAGGAUCAGGCAGAGAGUUUUCACAAUGAUGACGUCUGGGUCACUGAAGACUCCAGCUCACGGUCCGACUCCGCGUCCUCUUCGUCCACCUCCGCCUGUCUUUCUCCAAGGAGGUCCACAGAGGACUCUGACCCUCCCUGCACCCCAGGCACCGGGUGCACCCCGAGGUACAGCAUGAGCCGGCUGUCGAGCUGCCACCGACCACAGCGCCUGGCAAACUUGUCUUUCACCCCCGGCGGGCGUCCAGUCAUUCAGGACCUGGACGAACCGACGGAGUACCUCUACACCGAUACAGAGCAAGGCCACAAGUUCAUCGAGACGCACGUCCCACCCACGUCGGACACCUCGCUCAGCUCUGGCCCGAGUACCAGCGUCUGUGACGAGACCGUUCUGUACGACUGGCGAUCCUUGCAAACUGCAAUGAAGAGCAACAAAGGCAAAGAGAACCAGCAACCCGAGGAGGCAGCGGCUCAGGAAGAGGUGCCUGAUAAAGCUGCGGGCAAACUGUUGACAGAUACUAGAGGAAUGACUGACAGGGAGCUGAGACUGAGGCUGGUGGAGCUGGGAGAGAGCCCGGGCCCCAUCAGCAGCCGCACCAGGCCCACUUACCUGAGAAGGCUGUGCAGCCUGAUGCAGGAGGAAAACUGCAGGACACAGCAUCCCAGGAAGCCGUCCGACCAUCCCCAGAAAGAUUUAGGUUAUAGUCCAGAACUCUGUCGGGUCCUGCAGACGUUCCAGCUGCCCAGCUCCCACGAUGAUGAGCAGACUUUGUGCCAGCAGUUCGACCAGCCGGACCAAAACAGGAAGUGGAGGGAGGGCAUUAUCAAGUCCAGCUUCAACUACCUGCUGCUUGACCCCAGGGUGACAAAAAACCUCCCAUUCCGCAGUCACACCAUAACUCCCCAGGAGUGUUUUCAGACUUUCAUCCGCGCCAUAUUUUACGUGGGCAAAGGAAAACGCUCCCGCCCCUACAGUCACCUUUACGAAGCUCUAGAGUACUACCGAGGGGAGAAGACCGCUAAGAAACUGUGUGCAAAAGUACAGCACAUCCUGCAGGUGUGGGCCGCCGAACAGGGAGUCAUCUCUCUCCACUGCUUUCAGAACGUCAUUCCUGUGGAAGCUUACACAAGAGAGGCCUGCAUGGUGGAGGCUAUCGGGCUGAAAAUGCUGACCAAUCAGAAGCGAGGAGAUUUCUAUGGCGUCGUGUCCACAUGGGAGCUGAAGAGGAAACGGGAGCUCGGGAUCAACCUGCUAUACAGAGCCAUGCAGAUCUUCCUGGCUGAGGGUGAGAGACAGCUUAGACCAGCAGACAUCAGGCAGUAAAGAGACCCUCCACCCCCCUAACGCUGACGGGGUGAAAUACCACUAUGUACAUGAACAAAGGCUUGGUGAUUUUAAAACUUUCCUUCGGUGAAAGGAACCAUCAGGGAAAAAAUUUUUUUUUAACGAUCAGCAUUUAAGACGAGCCAUCCUUCCUGUGCGAAAGUAUUCCUGAGUCAAAUUGAUCACCACCAGUGAAUCUGAACCAGCAUUAUUUCUUCACACCCUUUAACUGAACAUUGAACCCCGCCUGUUCUCUAUAUCCAAGGAGUCAUUGAACAUGUUUGUUGAGAUUGUUUCGUCUGUGUUGUGUAGUUUUUGAGAAAUGGACAUUUUGAUUAGACUUACUUUAAUAAUUAUUCUUUGUUUUAUUAGGUUGAUUUAUUUUUUUUCACAUGUCAAAAAAGUCAAGAUAAGGUUGUGUUUGUCAAAUUAGUCUACAAUUAUGUGUCGUGUGUUGCGCUGUGCAUUACUUCUGAUUUCUUUUAUAGUAAAAAAAAGAAAGCUCCCCAUCUUGAAUGAUGAACAAAUGUUUUUGUAGUUAAUGAAAUUUGUUUUUUUAAUAUUCUGAUUACACUGUCUAUUUGACUGUUUUGUUGUUUUCUCUUUACAUAUCUUUUAGUUUUUCUAAAUACAAAGGGAGAAUGCAGAAACUUAGAAUAAACCAGACCCUUUUCAUUUUUCA